Rotaria sp. Silwood1 is the source of this 2631-nucleotide messenger RNA. Lineage: Eukaryota; Metazoa; Rotifera; Eurotatoria; Philodinida; Philodinidae. The record is from the annotation of a GenBank genome assembly.
AUGGUAUCAAAUUCAUCGAAAAAAGUACGUGUAUCACGUUCAACGCGUGCUGGAAUUAUUUUUCCAGUUAGUCGUAUGCAUCGUUAUCUUAAAGCGGCUCCAACUACUACGCCUCGAGUAACAAAAGGUGCAGCCGUUUAUUUAGCAGCUGUAGCUGAAUAUCUUGUUGCUGAAGUACUUGAAUUAAGUGGUAAUGCAGCACGAGAUAAUCGACGUAGUCGAAUUAUACCAAGACAUGUUUUACUUGCUAUAGCUACUGAUGAAGAACUCAAUAAAUUACUUCAUGGUUGCGUAAUACCACAAGGUGGCGUUCUUCCAUCAAUAUUUCCAUUUCUUCUCCCAAAAAAUACUGGAGGUAGUCCAGACCAAUCAUCAUCAUUUUCAUCACAAGCUUCAUCAGUGAUAAAAACAAAAGCAGCUGGUAAAACUACUAAAACUACUGGACGUAAACCAGCUUUAACAAAAGGUCUAGGAAGUUUUACUGUUUAUAAUACAGCUAAAUCAAAGGCAGUUGCACUUAAAGGUACUGCAGUAACAACACUUUCUGAACGUUUGACUGUUGUUCAAGGAAAUAUUAUUAAUAUCAAGGCUGAUGCAAUUGUUCAUCCAACAAGUACUUCACUCAGUAUGAGUGGUGAAGUUGGUCAUGCUUUAUCUAAAGCUGGAGGACAAGAAUUACGAGAUGCUUUAUCUCAAGCAGCAAAGACUAAAUCAUUAACUAAUGUUGGAGAUGUGGUUAUUACUGAUGCACCUAAUCUGUCGGCUACAUAUUUAAUUCAUGUUAAUUCACCAACAUGGAAUGCUGGUGCACAAGAACAAUGUAUUAGUGAACUUGAUAAGGCUACUUUAAAUAUUCUUACACUAGCUGAUGAACAAGGUCUUACAUCUGUUGCAUUACCAAGUGUUAGUAGUGGAAAUGCUGGAUUUCCUAAACAAACAGCUGCUCAAACAAUAUUAGCAGCAUUAUCAAAAUAUUUUCGACAAACAACAACAACAAAACUUCAACAAGUUUUUUUUGUUUUAUAUGAUGUUGAAAGUGUUAAUGUUUAUACAACUGAACUUCAACAAUCUUAUUGUCAUUUAAUGGCACAAGAAGAAUUAAAAUCAAUUGAUCUUGAAGAUAUAUUUUGUCAUUAUCGUCAUAUAUCUAAACAAUAUAUACUCAAACUUUCAUCAAUAAAUCUUUCAAUUAUUCUAAAACAAGAUGAAAAUAAAAAUCGAUCAUUAUCAUCAUCAUCAUCUGUAAAUAAUAUACGUAUCAUACCAAUUGAUGAUAUAUAUGGAUGUUUAUGUAUGAAAUCAAAAAAAACUUCAAAUCAAUGUUAUUUAACAUUUUAUUUGUAUAUAUUAAAACGAUCAAAUACAAUAAGUGGAAUUGUAUCAAAAAAACGUGAUUAUCAUCGACAACAAUAUACAUUUAUCUAUGAAAAAUAUAAUGAUUAUGAAACAAAUUAUACUGAAAUAAUGCGAUGGCAUCAUCAUGUAGCAUCUGCUAUUUAUUUACGACGAAAUCUUCCUUUUGAUAUUAUAACAACAAAACGUGAUAAACCUGCACUUGUUUUUGUGAAUCCAGCUGGUGGUGCAGGUAAAGCUUAUCGUCUUGUUAUGGAACAUGCUAUUGGUAUAUGGAAUGAAGCUGAAUUUAAUUAUCGUAUAAUUAUAACAGAAUAUGCUGGUCAUGCUCGAGAUUAUGUACAGACAUUAGAAUUGAGUGAAUGGAGUGGAAUUAUUCUUGCUUCAGGUGAUGGACUUAUUUAUGAAGUAAUGAAUGGUCUUUUUAGUAGAAAAGAUUGGCAAGAAGCUUUAAAAUUGCCUAUUGGACAUUUACCUUGUGGUUCUGGAAAUGCAUUUAUUGCAAAUAUUAUUCGUCAUAGCAAACAACCAAUUGAGAUAUCAAUGGAAAAAUUUGUUGUUCAAUCUGCUAUACUUAUUGCUACAUAUCAAGUGAUUCCUUUUGAUAUGGCUGUUAUUGAUACAUGUGAUGGUGAACGAAUUUUUUCAUUUCUAAGUGUUGCAUGGGGUAUUAUUGCUGAUGUUGAUUAUGAAAGUGAAAAAUAUCGUUUUCUAGGUGAAACUCGAUUUACAGUCGAAGCCGUAAAACGAAUUCUUCGACCUCGUAUUUAUAAUGGUUAUAUCGAUUAUCUUCCUUAUGAUGUAAAUGAUGAUACCGUUCAAACGAAUCAGAUUACAUCAGAUACAACAACGGCUAGACUUCAUCAACAUCUUUUACCGCUCAAUGAACCUAUACCAAUUGAUUCAGCGACCAGUAAAUGGCGCCGUAUUGAUGGUCCAUUUGCUCAUGUACUUAUUACUUCAAAAGCUGCUAUAUCAAAAGAUUCGAUAUCAACUCCACAAUCAACAUUAGCUGAUGGUUAUUUAACAUUACAAUUUAUGCGUAUUGAUGGUCCAAUACGUUUACAUUUAGCUAAAGCAUUUACAAAAUUAUCUGAUGGUAAACAUUUAAACUAUGAUUUUGUUGAAUGCAUGCCUAUACGUGCAUUUCGAAUUGUACCAUCAGAAACAAAUGGAAACAUGAUGAUUGAUGGUGAAAAAGUUCCUUAUGGUCCUAUUCAAGGUGAAGUGUUACCAAGUAUUGCUCGAUGUAUGGGUAAACAACCCAAAAAUGAUUAA